Molecule: messenger RNA, 1922 nt
Organism: Malus domestica (apple)
Lineage: Eukaryota; Viridiplantae; Streptophyta; Magnoliopsida; Rosales; Rosaceae
Source: RefSeq, a predicted model, not a curated record
AUUUUCCCAAAAAAAGAACAAAAGAACAGAACAGGCAAACAGUUGCGAACCUUGGACUGGACAGAGGCUGUCAUCACUCAGCAAAACACCAUCGAGAAAGGGACGGGCUGAAGCUUUUGUUGGGUGCUCGAAUUCGAUCCAAAGCCUCGAUCUUUAGCCAAAUCUAAAUCCAUUGAGCCAUAAAGCCUUGAUCUUUCACUGCCGAUAAACUCGCUGACGAGUUUUGGUCAUAACCCAGAAGAGCAAAAAGCAAUGCAGCUCGAUUCAAAGUGUGAUUACAACUCGAGAAAGAGAAAAGAAAAUAAGUAUGACUACAACUUGGCAGACCGAAUCAGUGAGUUGACUGAUGAACUUCUUGUUAGUUUACUGACCCUCUUGCCGCUAAAGGAAGCAGCAGCUACUAGUAUCCUUUCUAAGCGAUGGCAUUAUGUGUGGCGGUAUGUGUUGGCAUCUACAAGGACUCUUAACUUUGAUGCCGGGAAAACAUUAUGCAAUUUGAUUGACCUCAAUCGAGACGAACGAGAACAGAAAAUCUGUAAGUAUGUUGAUUGGGUGAAUAGUGUGGUGGAGCAGCAUACUUGGCCAAACGUUGAACGAUUCAGAGUUGCUUUUGAUUUAGAUGAUAGGUUUUCAAAUUCCAUUAAUAAAUGGAUUCAAUUUGCACUGAAAAAGAGAGCUCAAGUUCUUGAGUUGGACUUCUCAGAAGAUGGUGUUUAUCGUCGACGGAAAUCAUGCUAUAAUUUUCCCCAUGAACUUUUAGGUAUUGAAAGAGGCUCUGCUUCUACAGCCUUGUAUUGUGAUAUUCUGAGCCUAAACCCUUGUGUAUACCUUGGCUUUAAGUCACUCAAAGUUCUUCAUUUCAGUUAUGUUGAUGUGGGUCAAGAAGUUCUUGAAUACUUCUUAUCUAAUUGUCCAGUUCUUGAACGAUUAUCAGUGUUCCAUGCCCCAAAUUUGUUAAAUCUAAGGGUUGUUGGUCCAUCAAUUGCAUUGAAGUGCUUAGAUAUUGAACGAUGUGGAAAUAUUGAAAGCGUUGAGAUUUGUAAUGCAAACCUUGUUUCAUUUAAUUAUGUUGGAAAUGAGUUCCACUUGCUUGUUAGGAAUGUACCGCGGCUUAGUCAGGUAUCCAUCUCUGAGAACUGUAUCUGCAAUAAUUUCAUAGAGGUAGUCUUCACCCAACUUUCGGGGUGUCUUUCUCAUCUAGAGAUUCUCAAACUGACUGGUGAAGAAAUAGUGUCGUACAAGAGGGAUCGAGUAUUUCCUAUACUAGCAAAUCUAAAGCAUUUGGAAUUAAUAAUGGGAGAAGAUGAUGCUUCUGCUCUUCUUCAACUAACUUGCUUCAUGAGGGCAUCUCCUUGCUUGCACAGACUUGUGUUAUACUUGAAGAAGGAGUACGCAACAUCCAAGAGACGGGAAAUAAAAUAUAAGAAGGCCCCCAAAUGCUUCCAUAAUCACCUCAAGAAUGCUGAAGAUUUUAGUUACGAAAGCCCUCGCUGCUGCUUGGUCAUUUAGUUGACUCCUUGCUGCCAGUCCAUUCCAAUGCGCUAUGUUGUUCAAAAGAUGUGAAUAUAAACUUCCUGAAACCUUUUGUUCUUGUGCUAUGUACACUAAGUUGUUUCCUUGCUGCGGUUGUAUCAAGUAUGCGGAAGAAGAGAAAUGAGAUUUAAGAAAGCAUCGAAAUGCUCUUAUCGCUAUCCCAAGCUAGUGGAAAUUGUAGAGUACGAUGGUUGCGCAAGUGAUUUUGAAAUCGUCAACUUCUUGAUAGAAUGCUGUUGAGCUGGAGAAAAUUGUUAUUGAUCCCACUAUUAAGGGUACAAGUCAGCAAUAUAGUUAGAAAUAUACUUAGCAAAUUUAUUAGUAUUGAUUAGAGUUGUUAGGCUUACUAGUAUAAAAACAAAGUGUGUAAUUUUCAUUCUUUCAAUCAA